CUUACCCGUCCGGCCUGAACACAAUAACGAAAUGCCACUGCUACAGCUGCCGACCGCGUGUGGCGCCGCUGCGGCGUCGUCGGCGCCGGGCCCCUUCUCGCUCUCGCGGCCGCCGCCCUCGCGGCUGCGCGCGUCGCACGUCCUCUUCGCCUUCCCUCGCCUGAGGAAAUACGGCCGCCGGAACCGCGAGCCGGUACCCACCACCCUCGACGACGACGAGGACGAGGCCGAUGAGGACGACGACGACGACGUGGAGGAGGCGGUUGACGAGGACAUCUUUCUCAAGAACCGGCCCAAGCCGGCCGGGUUCGGCGUGGGGAAGACCUACACCACCGACGUCGAAGAGCAGCUUCUCCGGGAGAUGGGCAUCGGCGGCGCCGGGCGCAAGAGCAAAUCGGCUGCGCCCAAGAACCUCAAAGCCAACGGCUCGGACACAGAAACCGGCGCAGAUCGCAGUAAUGAUGGCGUUCAUGUUCGUAUUUGGAACCUCCCGAAAAAGAAGAACAUACAUAAGGACCUGAACCUAGCUUUCAAAGGGUUUCCUGGCCUGGUAACUAUAAAUCCAGCAAACUCUGGAACUAAGAAGACCCGUGAUCCUAUUUGUAAGGGCUUUGCAUUUGUCAAACUGGAGUCAGUGGAUGCUGCAACGAGGUUCGUUGAACUGUACUCUCGUAAAGCUGUGUCGUUCGGUAAGGUUGAGAAGCCAAUCAAGUGCUGUAUUGUUGAAGGGCACGUCUCGACGGAUCCUUCAGGUCCAGCAUCCAGUAGUCAGCCACCAGGGUCGAACCCACAACGGUUGGUAGCCGUAAGAUGAGUGGCACAGUUGAUCUGUCGUCGAUCCAGUUGCCACUCGGUACUUCGACUGAAGGAGAAUUCCGGGAAGAAGGUUCGCUACACAGAUAUCGGCAUGCUUCGCUCAAGAUUGCGAAGAUACAGACCGUCUGGUCGGAAUUCCCGGUUUUAUAGAUGAUAUCAAGCAUUGACAUUGGUAGGAAACCCUUUCUCCAAUGGGUUUAUUUAGAAGAUAGGCAGGGAUAUUAGACUCGGUUCCUUAAGGUAUGCAGUGGUUUUUUUAGUUAAAUUUACGUGAAGGGAUUGUGUCUAAAUUAGGUCCACUGUUUCGGAGAAGGAUUUGAAUCUGAAUCCGCAGCGUCGUUAUAAAUCCCCAGAUUAAAGUUGCUUCAAAGAUGAUUGCGGUACCUGGUCCGGAUGAUAAAGGGGUGAUGUUUGUGGGCUAAA
Triticum dicoccoides is the source of this 1239-nucleotide messenger RNA. RefSeq lists its product as uncharacterized. Lineage: Eukaryota; Viridiplantae; Streptophyta; Magnoliopsida; Poales; Poaceae. The record is from RefSeq and is a predicted model, not a curated record. Gene Ontology annotation, molecular function: nucleic acid binding. The coding region runs from base 32 to 814 and encodes 260 amino acids. The transcript has 3 exons.